CUUUCGCAUGCAACACGGCUCAUAAUAAUGAGCUAAAUAUGCACUAACUCCAGUCCAUAGUUCAAGUUCAUGGAUCUAUAUAAAUCCAAACUUUGCUAGCGUUCUGGUCAUUCUUGUCGUGAAAGUAAAUCUGACACAAUCACAGGUGACACUCAUCCUCAGUACAUAAAUCCAAGGAAAGUAAUUAAAUUAAGUCGACACAAAUAGUAAGAGGAAAAACAUGGACAAUAAAAUUGUCACUCCAUGGAAAAAUCAUGGAAGUUACAACAUCCCUGCGGCUCAUGACAACCCGGGCUAUGAAAUGGACACAAAUUCAUACUCUGCAAGCCACAAUGGGAACGGAAAUAGUGAAAGAAGAAAGAGCAGCAGCGUCUCUGCCGCCGUGAGAAUUCAGCAUGCCUCCAAAAGUUAUGGAUCUGGCCCGAAAGUCCUCAACGAUUUAAACAUGACCAUUGAAAAGGGAACAAUUUAUUCUCUUCUGGGCUCAUCCGGCUGUGGGAAGACGACCCUGUUGUCGUGUAUUGUAGGAAUUCGCAACUUAAAUUCGGGAGAAAUUUUCGUCUUUGGUGGAAAACCGGGUUCUCGCGAAAGUGGAAUUCCAGGCAAGCGUGUAGGAUACAUGCCCCAAGAUCUUGCAUUGUACAAUGACUUCUCGAUUAAUGAAUCAAUGCAAUACUUUGCUGCUCUGUAUGACAUGAGUGGUCGGGACUUGAGAGAAAGUCGCGAUUUUCUUAUCAAAUUCUUAGACUUGCCUGACGCUGAUAGACGCAUAGGAACGUUGAGUGGUGGUCAAAAAAGAAGAGUUUCUCUAGCACUUUCUGUAAGUAGAAAUAUUUCAGAACCAGCUUUUAUUAGUACUAAUAAUUUUUUUAUUGCACAGUUGAUUCAUUCUCCUGAAUUGCUUAUCUUGGAUGAACCGACCGUAGGGGUCGACCCGUUACUCAGGGAAAACAUUUGGAACCAUCUCUUAAGUCUCGUUGCAACAAAGAACACGACUGUUAUCAUUACCACUCAUUAUACGGAGGAAGCACGUCCAUCAAAUAAGAUCGGACUAAUGCGAGGUGGACGCCUCAUCACAGAGUCCAGUCCGCAAGAAUUGCUGGACAAACAUGAAACCAACUCAUUGGAAGAUAUUGUGUUAAAAUUGUGUCGAAACGAUGAUAUGAACAUGAACACUCCAAAUUUCCAGGAUAGAGGAAGCUCCAUUCGCUCUUCACUUAAAUCUGUCUCAAACAUGUUUGAUUAUCGCAAAUCUUCCUCCAUCGCGUCAAUCCAGGACCAACCAAGUUCUCCGUACGAAUCAACUACGUCUUUCCAACGGAUUAAGGCUUUAGUGGCCAAAAACUACGUGGUCAUGACGAGGAAUAUAAUCCUCCUCUUGUUCAUGAUGAUCGUCCCUGCAACACAAGUUCUCGUCAUUUGUCUGGCCAUAGGAAAUGAUCCAAAACCGAUGUGGAUGGGGGUUGUGAACCAUGAAAUGAAUCACACGGCUUGUCCGCCAGUAUCAUUAAUGGAUCGUGUUACGAAAGAAGGAUGCGACGUGGAGAACUUGAGUUGCAAAUUUCUUGCGGAAAUACCAUCGGAUACGAUUUACCUGAGAGAUUACGCAACGGACGAGUUAGCCAGAGAUGCAGUGAAAGCUGGAAAAGUGUGGGGAUUCUUUUCAUUCCCAGAAAAAUUCUCGGAUAACGUGUACGAACGCGCUGCAGGGGCCAAUACGAUUGAAAAUGAAACCUUGCAAGGAUCCUAUGUCAAUGUGGAGAUGGACUACUCAAAUAAGCAAAUCGCUUCUGCCAUCAAAAAAGAAGUAUACGACGCGUUUGAAAUAUUUCUGAAGGAUAUGUUAGUCAACUGUGGAUUUUACAAGGAAUUGGCAGAGUCACCGAUUCGGUACUUGGACCCCGUAUAUGGCACAGAUGACACAGAUUUUAAGGAAUUUAUCGCACCAGGCGUGCUAUUGGCUAUGGUUUUCUUCUUUCCCUUGUGCUCAAGUGGAGUGUCAUACAUCUGGGACAAAAAGCAGGGAACGCUGGAGAGGAGUAUGGUCGCCGGAGUGCAAAGUUGGGAAGUCAUGGCAUCAUUUUUUGUAACCGAAGGAAUCGUCCUCGUGAUCCAGUGCAUUUUCUCCUUUUCCAUAAUUAUCUAUUUGUUCAAUAUCGAGAUCUUGGGAAGUACGAGUUUAGCCAUUGGAAUCACGUUUAUGAUGGGAUUGGGUGGAGUCUCAAUGGGGUUUUUAAUUGCUUCGUUCUGCGAUGAGGAAAUUGAGGCAGUGAUGAUUGCGAUAGCCUCAUUUUUCCCAAAUAUCAUUCUGUCAGGAAUUAUCUGGCCCACUGAAGGAAUGCCGAUUGUCAUGCAAUACAUUACUUAUCUACUCCCAUGUAAACUGGCGUCUGAAUCGAUCCGUUCAAUUGUUAGUAGAGGCUGGGAAUUCACCCAUAUUGGAGUUUGGCCUGGAUUUGCUACAACGGCGGCGUGGAUUGCCUUGUAUUGGUUGUUGACUUUGUUGAUUCACAGAUAUAGGUUUUCAAAGAGGUAGUUCUUAGCCCUAACAAUUUUCUGAGCUUAAUAAUAAAUAUAUGUACAUACAGAAGUAGUCAAUAUAAAUCAAAUUAUCUUUGUAAAUAAAUAUUGAAAGAAUAAAUAAACCAAGUGCUUUAUAACUUUUGCACACAUAAAAUUCC
Messenger RNA from Folsomia candida, 2681 nucleotides. Its product is annotated as ABC transporter G family member 20. Gene Ontology annotation, cellular component: membrane. Bases 221 to 2536 code for a protein of 771 amino acids. The transcript is spliced from 17 exons. Gene Ontology annotation, molecular function: ATP hydrolysis activity; ABC-type transporter activity; ATP binding. The record is from RefSeq and is a predicted model, not a curated record. Lineage: Eukaryota; Metazoa; Arthropoda; Collembola; Entomobryomorpha; Isotomidae.